Gregarina niphandrodes is the source of this 558-nucleotide messenger RNA. RefSeq lists its product as hypothetical. The record is from RefSeq and is a predicted model, not a curated record. Lineage: Eukaryota; Apicomplexa; Conoidasida; Eugregarinorida; Gregarinidae. Bases 1 to 558 code for a protein of 185 amino acids. The transcript is spliced from 3 exons.
AUGAAAAUAAAUUGGUCGCAGAUGACUGACGAGUGGAUUCGCCAACGCUUUGGUGAUGAAAUGGAACUCGACCAGAUAGUCAACUGCCGUAAUGAACUUGUCAAUACUGGUUUAAUCAAGGAUAUGGAAUUGUUCAUUGAGAAGAAGACUGACGAGAAGUGUUGGCUUCGUAGACUGCCGAUCUUUAUUAAGAAGGGCUCAAAUUUGAACGCGCAAAUCAGGUUAAAUCCUAAGUAUCAGGAUAAGAGCAUCACUGCAGGAGCCUCUUUCAGCAAGGGUCAGCCGAGCCUAAACGUGAAUUGGUCGAAAAUCUUCUACAACAAAUAUAACCCUUUUGCAUUGGACGCGUCGGUCAAGAUGAACUCUAUCAAAGGCUUGCCACAGCUUUCCGUUAAGGCUAGUCUUCCAUGGUUCGAGAAAGACAAACAUCGAGACACUUAUCACGCCAGCGUAGCUACCAAUUGCAAAGAGAAUUUGUGGAACGGAGAAACCGUCUUGUUUGCGUCCAAGGUCUCCGUCGGCUCGGAUCGGCUAGGCGCCAUUCGGGUACUUGAGUAA